AUCACAUUCGGACACAGUCUGUUAAACAUAGUGAAUUUAAAUGUUUCUGGUUGGUUAAAGAUGAGGUUAAUAUGUCGCGUUCUCUUUAUAUAAAUUAAUUUUUCAAAUCAACAAAUAAACUAAAGCAAUGCCCGGGGAAUACUCGGUUAAUAUGAGGAAGUAUGAUGCCGACGGUACCCCGUCGUCGGAGUCGGAUUCUAAAUGCCAUUGUUCUAUUGCUACGGGAUUUUUGUUGUUAUUGUUUGCAAUUCUUGUAGCUGUCGGUGUGGGUCUUAUUGUGCAUUUUGCCGGUAACAACAGUGACGCCGUCUGCAAGUGUGAUAUAUCUGGUUUAACGCCACCGUCUGAAACGUCUGAUUGUGUUGCUUUAGCAAAGGAUAAUAAUGCAGAAAUAUGCGGGGCUUGUCCGGGUGCACGAGUGACGACAACAUCCCGAACAUCACAGGGUACAACUAGGCCGCCUCUAACCACCAUGACGCCGCCCAAGAAAUAUCCUUUACGUCUGCCCGAGACUUUAUCCCCGAUUUUGUACACAGUUUCAAUCAAACCGGACUUCUACUCUGGAAAUGCGUCUGGCUUUAUGUUUUAUGGUCAUGAGUCUGUGCUUGUUUACUGUAAACAAAAUACAGACGACAUUUUUAUGCACGCUGUAGAUCUCCAGAUACCAGAAGACUCGGUAACUGUAACAGAAGAAGGCGGUUCGAGUAAUAUGUUCAAGUCUCUAGAACACGUGCAAUCCCAGCAGUUGAUAAAAAUAUCAUUAUCUUCAACAAUGAUGGCUGGAAACAACUAUACGAUCACAUUUCCAGACUUCAGCGGUCCAAUAAGAGCCGAAUUUGCCGGAAUUUACAAGGGCUCUUAUCUUAGGAACGGGCAAACAGUGUAUUAUGUGACAUCUCAAAUGGAAGUGAGCGACGCACGGAAAGCGUUCCCAUGUUUUGAUGAGCCAAAUCUCAAAGCCAUGUUUGAUAUUACGAUCGUUAGAAAGCCGAAUUUGGGAGCAAUAACAACCAUGCCGAAAAUAAUCAAAGCACAGAAGAUACAAAUGGGAAUAUUCCCCGUUUACCGUAUACGACAAGUCGGAGAAGAAUUUUUGCUAAAGACGGACGUAGGACAUUGUUCUUUUACAGACGAAGACGAACCCCAGGGAUCAGCGUCCGUACACAGUGAUAUUAUUCCCGCCCCGGAGAGUGAUAACUGGGUUAUUGGUAACACGGAGUUCCACGGAUAUUACCGAGUGAACUACGACGAAAGGAACUGGAAUUCACUUAUAAACCAACUUAUCAGAGAUCCUACGAUGAUUAAUCCAUUAAACAGAGUACAGAUUAUAAAUGAUGCCUUCAGCUUUGUUAGAUCAGGAGAACUGAAUUUAAACACAGCGUUGAAGAUUCUACAGUAUAUAAAGAAAGAAAGAAGCUAUGUUCCAUUUAGUAAACUUAUGAAAGAAGUUCAGUUCAUGGACAAGCUGCUGAAAAAUCAACCAGUUUAUGGGAAGUUCCAAAAAUUCAUGAAAGACUCGUUGAAACAGUUGGUUACUGAGUAUGGUUUUAAUGACGACGGGACGAACUAUAUCGCAUCUCAUAUGCGAGGAAUUGCGUUAAAGUGGGCGUGUUAUUACGGGGUUGAGGCGUGUACAACACAGGCACAGCAACUGAUGUCAGACUGGAUGGCAAACCCAUCAGUAAAACCACAAGGAAUCAACCCGGAAGUAUCAGAAACAGUUUAUUGUACGGCUGUGAGGUAUGGGGGAGAAACAGACUGGAAUUUUGUCAUGGAAAAGUUAAUGGUGGAAAAUGUGGAAACUGAGUCACAUAAGUUACUUAAAGCUCUCACGUGUACAUCUCACAAAUGGUUAAAGGCAAAGAUGUUGAAGUCUAUUUUAAAUGCUGACAUUAUCCCACAUCCACUAGUAUAUCGGGCAACAAUGUAUGCAGGUCAUGCUUUCCCAGAACAAACGUGGGAUUUCUUCAGAAAUCACUAUAACGACCUAUUAGAGAGAGUUGGAAUAACGUGGUUUGGAAGAUUGCUUAAGCAAGUUGUUGGUGCCUUUAACACACAACUGAGGCACGAUGAGUUGGUUCGACUUGGUGAAAGUAAAGGUGAUGAGAAGAAUGCCGAACAUGAUAUUGCAGUAGAACUUGUAAAAAACAACAUUAAAUGGAUGAAAAAUGUCGACCUUGUAGAAUCAUGGCUGAAGGGACUAGGAUACUAACGGCGUACAGAAUUAUAAUUUCAAAA
Molecule: messenger RNA, 2238 nt
Organism: Ruditapes philippinarum (Manila clam)
Lineage: Eukaryota; Metazoa; Mollusca; Bivalvia; Venerida; Veneridae
Product: aminopeptidase N-like
Exons: 14
Coding region: 128-2212 (694 amino acids)
Biological process (GO): proteolysis; peptide catabolic process
Cellular component (GO): cytoplasm
Molecular function (GO): metalloaminopeptidase activity; peptide binding; zinc ion binding
Source: RefSeq, a predicted model, not a curated record